ACAGCUGAUUGCCCAAACCACAACAAUUUUUAAAUGUGAUCCGGCUGAAAUCGACUAGGAAACCCGCUCGAAAUGGUUAAAAUCAGGAAGAAGGAGGCGAAGAAGAAGCCCUUGACCCGCAAGGAGCAGAGGAAGCAAAAGUCGGAGGUCAAAAAACAGAAUAAGCGACUUUAUCACGCCGGCAAGACUAACGGUUCUCAGCGCGUGGCCGCGGCGGCAGAGGCGUCGGCAGCGCAGUCGCUGCAGGGCAAAAACAAGAAGAAGAGAAGGAGCAAGAAAGUCAUCCAAAAUCCAGAUGAAAUUCCCAAGGAGCAACUUUUAUCCGGGGAAAUAGCCAGCGAUGAUGACGAGUCCAUCGAUUCGGACUUCAGUGAUCCCGAGGUUGAUGCCUUGUUGCCCAAAAAAGCCAAAGUAGAAGUCUUCGAGCCGCUCCAGGGGAAGAAGGCGAGGAAAGGAGGCGCCAUCCAAAGGCAAGAUGAGGAGGCGGCCCGGCGGAAGGAGCUGCGCCAGCAGAGGGAACUGGAGAGCAAGUCCAAGAAGCAGCGGCUGAAGCAACUCCGCCUGGAGAACGAGGAGGAGGACCGCGAGAUCAACAAGCUGGAGAAGAAGCUGAAGCUCAACAAAUCCAAGGACAAGAACCGCCUGGUCAGGAAGAUGUUCAACGAUGGCCUGGACUACCUGCUGGACUUCGUCCUGGAUGACGAGGAGGAGAAGCUUAAGUGGGAGGAGAAGCAGGAGCGCAAGAAGCGGCUGAAGGAGCAGCAGGAAAAAGAGGAGGCGGGCAUGUGGAGCGAUGAGGAGGAGGAUGAGGAACGAGAUGAGCCCCACGAUAACUUCCCCGACGAUGACAGUGGGUCAGAGGAGAAUGACGAUGAUGAAGACCUUAGCGGAGAUGAGAAGCACAGCGAGGAGGAGUCUGAACAGGAGGAGGAGGCACCCAAAGUUAAGGAGGACAUCUACGGACGCAAACGCGAUGCCGAGGGCAACAUCCUGCCCGAUCCCGUGGAGCAGGAGGCCUCUGCCGCCGGCCAGAAGUACAUACCGCCACAUCAGCGAGCUCUGAUGGCCGCCAGUGCGGGCUCCAGCGAAAAGCAGGCAGAAAUUCUGGCCCGCCUUCUAAAGCAAUGCAAAGGGCUGCUCAAUCGUCUCUCCGAGGCGAAUCUGCACAAGAUUGCAGCUGGCAUAGAGGCGCUCUACAUGAAAAACUCCCGCUACAACAUGAACGAGACCCUGACCAAGUUACUCCAGGAAGCCCUGCUGGGCUCCACGCGAACCAAUGAGCGAAUGGUGCAGGAACACAUGGUGCUCUUGGCCUAUCUGCAUGCCCAAAUAGGCAGCGAGAUUGGAGCUCAUUUUCUGCAGACCUUUGUAGAGCUUUUCGAUGGCUAUGUAAAGGAUAUCGCUAGCCUGGAGGUGGAGGACAAGCGGUUGAAUAACCUAGUGCUAGUGCUCUGCUACAUGUACCUCUUCAAGAUUUACGAGCUGAGCCUGCUGAUGGAGCUGAUAGGCAAAUUGGCCGAUCAGCUUUGCGAGAAGAGUGUGGAGUGCCUCUUGCUGAUCUUUCAGUCCAUCGGUUUCCGCCUGCGCAAGGACGAUCCAUUGGCUUUCAAGAACAUGAUGCAAAGAGUUCAAUCGCAGAUUGCCACUGCUCCACUGGAGCUGAAAGAGAAUCCUCGCCUGCGUUUCAUGGUGGACAUUCUGAAUGCUGUCAAGAACAACAACAUGCAAAAGCUGCCUCAAUACGAUCCUGAAUUGGCGGAGAAUCUUCGAAAGCGUCUGAAGGCCAUGUUGAAAAAUGAUCGUUACGUUGUGACUUUGAACAUAACACUGGAGGAUCUUCUACGUGCCGAUAAAGUGGGAAAAUGGUGGAUCGUGGGUUCUGCCUGGACUGGAAAUCUCGACGAGAUGGGUUCCGCCAAGCAAAAGCAGGAUAAGAACUCAGCCAAGUCUGCAAAUGGAGGCUUCGCCGAUAAGUUACUGGAGCUGGCCAGAAAGCAGCAGAUGAACACAGCUGAAAGGAGGAAUAUCUUCUGCAUCAUCAUGAGUGCCGCUGAUUAUGUGGAUGCCUUCGAGAAGAUCCUCCACUUGGCUCUGAAGGAUCAGCGGGCGGUGGCCUAUGUGAUCAUCCAUUGCGCCCUCAACGAAAAGCGGCCCAAUCCCUACUACGCUCAUUUGGCGCUCAAGUUCUGUCAGUUCAAUAGAAAGUAUCAGCUGGCAUUCCAGUUUGCCAGUUGGGACCGGAUCAAUGAUAUCGAGAAGCUUUCCAGGCCACAGAUUCGCAACCUGGCGAGUUUCCUUCAGCAAGUUAUCCUAGCUGCUGGUUUGCAGCUCUCUGUGCUCAAAGUGGUCGACUUUAUGCAGCUGGAUAAACUCAGCUUUUACUUCAUGAAAGAGGUGAUGGUGAGGUUACUUUUGGCGCCAGAUGAGCGGGAAGUCUAUCAGACCUUCGAAAGAGUAGCCAAAAACACCAAGCUACAGCAGUUUAAGCAGAGCAUUAGGCUCUUCCUGCAGCACUUCCUUUUGAAGGAGGAUCAGCUGGAGAAGCUGAAGCUCAAGGAGGAGGAGCAACAGCUUCUGCAGCAACGCGUGGAUCACCUGGACCAGCUGCUGGCCUAUGUGGACUUGUAAAAAUAAGUAGAGUUAGAAGGCGACCUUUCUAGCUUGUAAAAUAAACGUAUACCUUAGGAUCCCAAUA
Messenger RNA from Drosophila biarmipes, 2695 nucleotides. Its product is annotated as nucleolar MIF4G domain-containing protein 1 homolog. The record is from RefSeq and is a predicted model, not a curated record. Gene Ontology annotation, biological process: ribosomal small subunit biogenesis. The transcript is spliced from 2 exons. Gene Ontology annotation, cellular component: nucleolus. NCBI's taxonomy places the organism in Eukaryota, Metazoa, Arthropoda, Insecta, Diptera, Drosophilidae. The coding region runs from base 73 to 2628 and encodes 851 amino acids. Gene Ontology annotation, molecular function: RNA binding; protein binding.